Molecule: messenger RNA, 1462 nt
Organism: Otolemur garnettii (small-eared galago)
Lineage: Eukaryota; Metazoa; Chordata; Mammalia; Primates; Galagidae
Gene: RNF125
Product: ring finger protein 125
Exons: 6
Coding region: 230-928 (232 amino acids)
Biological process (GO): protein polyubiquitination; ubiquitin-dependent protein catabolic process
Molecular function (GO): ubiquitin protein ligase activity
Source: RefSeq, a predicted model, not a curated record
ACCGCGGCUGCUUGCAAAAGAUAAUUUCAGACCUGCGGCCGCGCACUUGCCCUGCGCCAGAACGAGGUUGGGCGCAGCGGCGGAGGCUGCUUCUGGGCUGGCUGGCUGCGUGCGUUGGGAGGCGGCGAUCACAGCUGGGCUGGGACUUCCUUCCUCCACCGCAGGACAACAAAACGAGCUGGCAGCAGGCACUGAGCUAUUGGCAGCUGUUUGGGCGAGGGGUACCGCGAUGGGCUCCGUGCUGAGCAGCGAUAGUGGCAAAUCGGCGCCCGCCUCUGCCACCCCGCGGGCCCUGGAGCGCAGGAGGGACCCAGAGCUGCCUGUCACGUCUUUCGACUGCUCAGUGUGUCUGGAGGUGUUGCACCAGCCAGUCCGGACCCGCUGUGGCCACGUAUUCUGCCGUUCCUGCAUUGCCACCAGUCUAAAGAAUAAUAAGUGGACCUGUCCAUAUUGCCGGGCGUAUCUUCCUUCAGAAGGAGUUCCAGCAACGGAUGUAGCCAAAAGAAUGAAAUCAGAGUACCAGAACUGCGCUGAGUGUGACACCAUGGUUUGCCUCAGUGACAUGAGGGCACAUAUAAGGACUUGUCAAAAGUACAUAGAUAAGUAUGGACCACUACAAGAACUCGGGGAGACAGCCACAAGGUGUGUAUGCCCGUUUUGCCAGAGGGAAUUGGAUGAAGACAGCUUGCUGGAUCACUGUAUCACUCAUCAUAGAUCAGAAAGGAGACCUGUGUUCUGUCCACUUUGCCGUUUAAUACCUAACGAGAAUCCAAGUACCUUCAAUGGCAGUUUAAUAAGACAUUUGCAAGAUAGUCACACUUUGUUUUAUGAUGAUUUCCUAGAUUUUAAUAUAAUUGAGGAAGCUCUUAUCCGAAGAGUCUUAGACCGAUCACUUCUUGAAUAUGUGAAUCACUCGAACACCACAUAAUUUUAUUAAAAGGAAGAGGAAGGGGACCAUUCAGUUGCACCAUUUAAGAUGCUGCUUUAACAUGUGUAGGGAGAUUAUCACUGUUUGAUGGACAAAACUGUACAAUGCGGUUAUAUGUUUGUGUAUGUUUAUUGUUAUAGUGCACUUAAAACUGCUUUCAUUAUGAUGGUUUAUAUUCCUGACUUUCUAAGACAUUUAAUAACAAAAAUUAGUCUGUGUCAGUCAAUAUAUAAAAGAGACACAGGCUACUGCUGUGGGUGGAGGAGCUUGAGCUCUGAGAAUUUGAUGGUUCUGAGUGUAAUGCUGCAUAUUAAUAACUACCAUCUUGGUUUAGCCGUGAUAACUAAUCUUUGCCCUAUGUCAGAAAACAGAGAAAAAACCAAAGGACAGACAUUCAAGGAACUAUGAAAUUUAUUCCAAUGCUCUCAUUCUAAUCUCUAAUAUAGGAACAUGAGUAAUCUUGUAUGGGAGCAGGAAAGGAAAAUUUUGGAAAUCGACAAAGUUCAUUUAACCAAAUUGUUAAAUUGGUUAUGC